Coffea eugenioides is the source of this 1929-nucleotide messenger RNA. RefSeq names its product putative late blight resistance protein homolog R1A-10. Gene Ontology annotation, biological process: defense response to other organism. The record is from RefSeq and is a predicted model, not a curated record. The coding region runs from base 1 to 1929 and encodes 642 amino acids. Lineage: Eukaryota; Viridiplantae; Streptophyta; Magnoliopsida; Gentianales; Rubiaceae. Gene Ontology annotation, molecular function: ADP binding. The transcript has a single exon.
AUGGAGAUUAUAAGAAGAUUAUUUCGAAAAAACAGAAUGUUGGAGAAUAUGCAGAAGAUGCUUGAUGAAGUGCCAACAAUGUUGGAGCAAAUUGAUUUCGUUCUCAAUGAAUCAUACAGAUUCCAUUGCAACAGAGAUCUUCAGAGCACCAGGGAAAACCCAAGACUAUGUUAUUUUCUUAAUGUAGCUAAAGAAAUGGAAGGUCCUAGUCAUGAUCUGAGAGAAGCCAUAGUCUUUUUCAAUGAUAUGUGCAUCCAGCAGAUGGUUCUGUACGAAGAUCUUCGGUUCUUGCUGACAGCCUUUGAGGAUUCUUCAGUCAAAUGGCAUGGCCGUAAUGAAAUGGAGAAAGAUGUCAAUUAUAUUGUCAACAGAGCAGCAGAUUUUGUACAAGAAUGGAUGAUAGACAAUUCUAUUGUGUCAGAAAUGAGGUAUUUAAUAGAUAUAUUAGUUCUCAAGUGCACUGAAAAAUCUCCAGAUAGGAAAAUUAAUCUUGAAGCAGCAAUCAAAAGCAGUUUUGAUGGCGAGAGAGGCAUUCACCACUACUUUUUACACAUAUCUGGAGAGAUUCGAUUCAUUAGGAGAAAGAUCAGACGGAUUAGAGGGAUAAAUGGUACUACACUCAGUUUAAAAGCCUUGCAGCUGGAGAGUAACCUUCCCCUCAAGGGACACUCAUUAUCUGAUUCAAAUCUGAGGAAUAUUGUAGUUGGUUUUGAUGCUGAUUUGAUGAAAAUUAUGGAUAGACUAGCAAGACCCUCGCUGGGACGAGAAGUUCUAGCAAUUGUGGGGAUGGGUGGCAUUGGUGAAACUACUCUAGCUAGACAAAUGUUUGAUCACCCUGAUACUGCUUUUCAAUUUCAUUGUCGGGCAUGGGUUACAGUAUCUCAAGUAUACCAAUUGAGAAAUUUGUUGCUUGAUCUUUUGCCCUCUAUUACUAAGCCGUCUGAUAAAGUUCAUGAAAAGUGCAGUGAAAAGACUAAUGAAGAUCUUACUGAUGACUUGUAUAAAUGUCUAAAAGGUAGGAAGUACCUGGUUGUUAUGGAUGAUGUAUGGAGUAAUGAGGCCUGGGAUUGUAUCCAAAUGUGUCUUCCAGACGACAAAAAUGGUAGUCGAAUAGUAAUGACCAGCCGGUUAGUGGAAUUAGCAACCUAUGUUAGUCCAAAGAACCAUCCUCAUUGUAUGAGUCUUUUGGAUAUAGAGCAAAGCUGGGAACUGUUGGAAAAACUUGUUUUUGGAUUUGAAAGUUGCCCUCUUGAAUUGGUGGACUUGGGAAAGCAAAUAGCAAGAAAAUGCCAUGGAUUACCCCUUGCAAUUGUUAUUAUAGCUGGCACUCUGUCUAGAACUGUGAUGACAUCUGACUGCUGGAAGGAUUUUGCAGCUAGUGCAAGUUCAGUUGUACUCACUAAUCCAGAACAAUGUUUAGAUAUACUUGCUCUAAGUUAUAACUACUUGCCCCUAUACCUUAAAAUUUGCUUUCUAUACAUGGGGGCCUUUCCUGAAGAUUAUGAGAUUGAAGUUCAGAAGUUAAUUCGUUUAUGGAUUGCUGAGGGCUUCUUGAAAGCAAGUUCUUCAAAUAAUCCUGAAGAUGUAGCGGAGGACUACUUGGAAGAUCUUAUUGAUAGGAGUUUAGUUUUGGUUGGGAAAAGGAAUGUAGAUGGCAAAAUCAAAACUUGUCGACUACACGACCUCUUGCGGGAAUUAUGUUUGAGGGAAGCUCAAAAAGAGAACAUCAUGUCUGUAAUAAAACAUGAGAACCAAAGUUUUCCUGCAAAAGAUAAUCAAAAUUUUCUGGUUUUGCACUUGAACUCUGAUGCUGAUGUCCACUUAGCACCUCCAUAUACAAGCAUGGUUCAAAGUCACGGUCGCGGCUUGAAUCGUUCCACAUCAGUCUCGGCAUAUCGGUCGCGGUCUCGGGGAGACGCGAAUUUUUAA